AGUCGUUUGCUGCACAAUGGCACGAUUGGUUUGUGCUUGUUCGUUCUGCUGCCGCCGUCGUUUCUGAGCGGAGGGCCGGCCCAAAACGUUGGACCGUCCGUUGCGCGGGAUACAAAUCUUACCGCAUCUUCCCUCGUUCGUAACCGCUCAGCUCUUCAAGUUUCUUUGUUUCUUUCGAAUUAUCCAGUCCUCAUAGUGAGUGACGAAAGAGAAACAAUAACAACGACGGCUGGACGGAAGACGAAUUGCGAGAACCGUGAACAGAAAAACCACUACCGAACAUCAUCUAGGUAGAACUAACAGGAAGAAGACCAGGUUUUAUCCGAAGCGCGCGCUAUUCGAAAAACCAAUACGCCCAAUCGAAACUGGGGCUUCUCUUUUCGAACAGACGGCGGUUUAUCAACAACGUCUUUGGGAGAAACUCAAAUUACAUCUGACUGUUUCUUCAUCCCAGCCUCCCGUUCAGGAACGUACGGCGACAACAGGAAGAACAUACAAAGCAUUAAUAAUGCCCUCAAGAUUUUCUUGCGUCAUGUUUUAUAAUUUUUCUGUGACUCGACUUCUUUGGCUGGAUAGAACAUUACAGCGCAAUGACCGCCUUACAGCGAUAUCCCUGACCUUACAGUGGUCCCCUUCUCUAUAGAAAUUGCGCACAAGGCAGGGCGAAUGUCGAAACGUCUUUUGAAAUUGUCCGUGAAUCACAUAGAGAGCUUUUUCGUUAAAAGUGACCAAUUGUCACCCACGAAGAUCUCCGUCCAAGGACCCAGCUGUAGCACGAAGCAACGCUGCAUGGGCCCAAGCACAAGUGAUAUUCUUACCUAAUAAUUAAUUUGUAGCUAUACACGCGUUUAUACCGAUAGAGCUUAAAAGCAUUAAAAUCGGUCCGUUAUAAUCGAUAAUUGUCGCAGCUACCCGGUUCGGUAAUCUUGUGACGUGAAGUGUGUUCAAAAGGCUUUUCUGCUUUAACGGUCCACUGACAAUAAUUACGAAUAAUUACAAAAUUCGAUUGAACUUCAAUAAAAAAAUACGUGCUUCGUUUUGUUAAAAUAAACCAUUUUUGAAGAAAGAAGAUAAUAGGGAGGCAAUAGUGUCGUGAGUGUAAAACAGUGCGUGUGUGAAAACAGCACAAUAUGAGAGUGACAGCCGCUGUCAGACAGCAUUCUAUUCAUCUACAAGUGGCUCGAACCAACAAUGGAAAGUUCCUGGUCUGCCCGAACAAUAAUCAGGACAUCAGUCAACAGCCGACGAAUGACGAGACGAACUCGGUGCCAGCAGUUGUCUUCCCUAGUUAUGAACCAUUGCCUACCGAUCAUCAUGGACCUACCAUACUUGGCGAUCGGUAUCUACUUCUUGGACCAGCCGAGGGGAGCGCUCUAUACCGAUGCGUCGAUGUACAUUCUGGUCAACAACUCGUCGCAAAGGCGCUGACCGUAGGCGAUAAAGGUUGCGAAGCACUACUACAAGCUCACCUUCGAUUAGAAGGUACUGGAGCGGCGAGCGGUGUCGCAGGUGUGGUAGAAGCACCUGGAGGUCGACGCUAUCUCCUGUUAGAGGGUCACCACGGUGACCUGCACGCCUACGUAAGGGCGCGCAGGAGACUGCGGGAACCAGAGGCGAGGCGGCUUUUCCGGCAAGCGGCCAAAGCCGUGGCUACAUGUCACGAGUAUGGGGUCGUACUUAGAGACCUGAAACUCAGGAAAUUUGUUUUCGCUGAUGAAGCAAGAACACGACUUCGUUUAGAAAGUCUGGAAGAUGCAGUAAUCGUUGAAGGUGACAAUGACAAACUGACUGAUCGACGGGGUUGCCCAGCCUAUGUGGCACCGGAAGUAUUACGUUCAGGACGAGCCUAUUCUGGCAAAGCAGCUGACAUCUGGUCACUUGGUGUAUUACUCUAUACAAUGUUGGUUGGCCGUUAUCCAUUUAAUGAUGCUGAGCAUGCAUCUCUGUUCGCGAAAAUCUCACGUGGCCAAUUCGCAGUACCAGAAGGUCUGAGUCCACGUGCUCGAUGUCUGAUCCGUUCAUUGCUGAGAAAAGAACCGUCCGAGAGGCCAUACGCGGAGGACGUACCGAGGCAUCCAUGGCUCGCAAAACCAUUACGAGUCUGUACUACAUCUAGCAGAUCCUCAUGUCAGGAUCAAAUUGUACCAGAACUACCUAAUAAUUCUCAAGACUGACUCUUCCGGGAGAAAAAGAUAUAUUCCGCUCGCGCUGGAUCCAGCUUUCUUUGUUAAUUAAUCCUAUUUGGAUGAAAAUUCUGUGAAGAGAAAAAAUUUCGCGUUCCGAGUUAACAUGGCUUUUGUUUCUUAUUUUUAAUCUUUUUUUUUUUUUGUGUUUUGUUUUAUAUGAUAAUGUAAAAUAGUUAUAGACGCUCGGUUAUAUUGUGUAAAAAAUUGGAGAAAAAAUGAGUAAAAAUAAAAUUCUUCAUUCUCUUUAUCUAUAUGAAUAUUAUGAAAAUAUUAUGAAAUAUUAUAUAUUAUGAAAAUAGGAAGAAGUACAAAGAUCAAAAUAUAAUAAUUUAGAAUAAUUACUCUUUCUUUUUGUUUUAUUCAAGAUUUCAUAUAAAAAGGAAUCAUAAAAAGGAAUUAUUCACAUGAUAUAGGUUUUUUUAACCAAAACAAAAAAGAUAAUAUUGAAUUAAAAAAAUUUAAGAAAUUUCUUUUACAAGAAUUAAAUGAUAUGACAAAUGAAUAAAAAUAUUAAAGCUAAAACUGCAUUGAUCUAUUAUGUUCUUUUUAAUCAUUUUUCAAAUAGGCAUAAUAAUGCCUGAAAAUGAACCAUAGUUAAUUUAAGAAUGGGGCAAUAUAUGAAUAGUAACCCGUCCUAAGAACAAAAUCUAUUCUAAUUCUUAAUCUAAUUAUAUGAUAAUUGUAACGUCACACUGCCCCUCAAUUUUAUUCUUAAUUUUAUUUUUAACUUUAUUCUUAACAGUAUCCACAAAAAUCAACUUCUUGGUCUUGUCAGAAUUUAAACGACUAUGUUUUAGACGUAAUAAAAUUUGAACUUAUCUUAAUAACUGACAAUAACUAAAUUGUAUAUCAUGUAUAAUAAUUCCUCAAUUGUUUUAUAAUGUACAAUUUUAAUACAUAAAUUUAUGUAUUUAAUGUUGAUAUAACCAAGCAUUUAUAGCUGAUGUGCGAUAGAUACUUAAUUCUUGCUGGAAGAAAUAUAUAGUGCAAUUUUAAAACUGUCCAAAAUUUUAAAUAAAUAUAAUUCAAUUAGAUAAGAACCGUUUAAGGAAAGAAUAUUCCUUCCUUAUAUAAUCCUCUACUACCUAUAAUAUAAUUAGGAAUUGAUUUAUUGGUAAUAAAAUACAAGAUAUAUUCUAUUCAUAUUGAUAUUUAUAUUAAUACUGUACAUCAUAGUUUAGUAUACUAUAUCAAUAUCUAUGAGAAAAAAUAUAGGAAUAUAUUCAAUAAAGGAUAAAUAAAUGAUAAAAAAAAAUUGAAUUAGUUUUCUGAGAUUAACUCUGAUUUAAAAUUAAAGCAUUAAAAAGUUUUGAAAUAUAAAAUUAAUAAUAAAAAUUGUACAAUUCAACUUUAGUAAACAUUUAAAAAUCAAUCAUUUAAGAGUUAAAAAGAAUAUUUCUAUACAAAAGUUCAAUUUAUAAAUAAUUGACAAUUUUUUUAACAAAAAAAUCAAGCUAUUUUAAAUUAAAAAUAUUUUAUAAAUAUUUUAAAAAUAAAAUAAAUAAAAUGAAAUUAUCUUUUUAAAAAAAUGUAUCUAAAUAUAUAAAAAUGGUAAAAUAUUUGCAGAAACAAAAAAAAUUUAAUUAACUUAUAAUAAUCACAUUAUGUUUCUUCCAUCGAGAAUAUAUAAUGUUUUAUGGUAAAUAUAUGAAUUCAAUAUACGUAAUUUUUUAAUUAAUUACAAAUAGCAAUAUUGUUUUUGCAGGCUGUAAAUAAAAGCCAUGUUCAUCGAAAAGAUACCAAAUAAAGGAUUAAAUAGCGGUUACGUCGAAUAGUUUAUUCUAUUUUUUUUUUUUUUUUUUUUUUUAAUUUGCGUUUUUUUUUGUCUACGUGACGAAGAAUGGCCUAGAAUAAGAAUCAAUAAUGUAUAUUGUGAUUUUAAUGAAAGAAUAUUGGAGGAAGUCUCUUUUCUUAAUAAUGAGAAAUUGUGCAACUUAGAUUAUUCGCAAAGAUUUACGAGUAAUUAUUUAUUGUCUCAAUUAAAUUUGUUCUUUCUGAAAUUGGAGAUAUAUUAUUAAAAAUGUUUUAAUAUAUAUCAUUAUCAGAAAAUAUCAUUGAUGUAAAUUUUUUAGUUAUUUAUUUAUUUCUAUUUUCGUAUAUGCUCGUACAUCUUUAUUCUUAUAUUGUCAACAUUAUCAUUUAUUUAAAUCAUUAAAAUAUUAAAAUUUAACUUUUUAUGUGCGUAAAAAAAUUAAUAUGUAUGUAUAUUCCUUUUGAAACAAAAAUAUGCAUACAUUUAUCGGCGAUAUUAAGAAAAUAUAGCAAAUAUUAGUAAUAUAAAAUUUACUUGUAUAAUUUUAGGAAUAAGUAUUCAUCAUUUUUUUUUUAAAUUGUUGCAGAUUUCAUUUUAUUUGGAUUUCCAUUUAAAUUGGAAUUAAUUUUUGUUUUUUUAAAUAUUGUAACAAAAUUUAUUUAUGAACCACCAAACAAAAAAUUUUUGUAUGUAUUUUAUUUUAAUUUCAAAAAUUUGAUAAUUUUUUUAUUUUGAUUUUUCUUUUUUAUAUUAUUUUUCUUUUUUUCUCAAAAUAGAAUAAUAUUGUAAAUCUAUAUUAUAAAAAUUAAAUGACAAAAUCUUUAAGUUUUAUUAAUAAUUUGAUUCAAAAAAUAUAUUAUUCGUUCUGUUAUUUGAUAUCUCUAAAUUAUUUUGUAAUUCCUGCAAAAGUCAAAUGCAAAAUUACCAAAUGUAUGUGUUGAAUAUGUGUAAGAAAUUUUUUUCCUUCAUAUUUUAAUGCAAUUCUCUUCGUAUACUGGAUAUCGUGUGUUCAGUGCAUAAGUCGUCGUAUCAUUUGAGUUAGGGUACAAUGAUAUGGUGAGAACGUUUCAUUGAUGCUGAAACAUGUACAUAAAUUCAGUCCACUUCAUUAAGUUCUUCAUUAAAUCCUAAUAAAUAUUCAAUAAAAAUAAAAAUUAUGUACAUAGGUAAAUAAAAUGGCGUUUAUGAUAAAUA
Molecule: messenger RNA, 5133 nt
Organism: Apis cerana (Asiatic honeybee)
Lineage: Eukaryota; Metazoa; Arthropoda; Insecta; Hymenoptera; Apidae
Gene: trbl
Product: tribbles pseudokinase 2
Biological process (GO): protein phosphorylation; positive regulation of proteasomal ubiquitin-dependent protein catabolic process; regulation of MAP kinase activity
Cellular component (GO): nucleus
Molecular function (GO): mitogen-activated protein kinase kinase binding; ATP binding; protein kinase activity
Source: RefSeq, a predicted model, not a curated record